CCCAAUCACCGAGGCGACAUGUACAAGGCAGUGUUUGCAGUACUGAGUGUGCUCCUGCUGGUGGCCGCCGCCCUGGCCAGCCCCGUGCCGGAGCCCGGCUACGGCGGCUAUGGUGGCGGACAUGGCGGAGGUGGUUAUGGCGGCUACGGUGGGCAUGGCGGUGGCGGCCAUGGAGGUGGUUAUGGCGGCUACGGUGGGUAUGGCGGUGGCGGCCAUGGAGGUGGUUAUGGUGGCUACGGCGGCUACCAUGGCUAGGGACGCUGAAGGAGGAGCCUGCACUCCCGUCAAGAAGAGUUACCCAAAGAGUUGGCAAAGCUCGUCCUCGUCCUGUCCCGUUGUUGUUGUGUGUCACGAGGACGAGCAAUGUUUCGGCCGAGAACACCUCCAAUAAAGGUUUUCUUUCUUA
This is a messenger RNA of Eriocheir sinensis (Chinese mitten crab), 406 nucleotides long. RefSeq lists its product as uncharacterized. The record is from RefSeq and is a predicted model, not a curated record. The coding region runs from base 19 to 255 and encodes 78 amino acids. Lineage: Eukaryota; Metazoa; Arthropoda; Malacostraca; Decapoda; Varunidae. The transcript has 3 exons.